Messenger RNA from Eublepharis macularius, 1935 nucleotides. It is a transcript of the gene GPT, whose product is annotated as glutamic--pyruvic transaminase. Bases 88 to 1770 code for a protein of 560 amino acids. The record is from RefSeq and is a predicted model, not a curated record. Lineage: Eukaryota; Metazoa; Chordata; Lepidosauria; Squamata; Eublepharidae. The transcript has 13 exons. Gene Ontology annotation, biological process: biosynthetic process. Gene Ontology annotation, molecular function: pyridoxal phosphate binding; L-alanine:2-oxoglutarate transaminase activity.
UCUCUCCGCCAGCCUCAGGACGCAGGCGGCUGCCUUUUUUGGAACUGGCUCUUUCUUUGUGACUUUAAUAGCAGCCUAACCAGAGGAAUGAAGGGACUUCCACCUGCUCAGCACCUUUCGAAUGCGCAUCGCCUGGGCCGCGACGAGAUCUGCACCGCCCAGCUGUUCGUCAUCCGCAUUCGCACACUGAGUCCUGUUCGUGAGAACUCUCCCCCACGCAGAUCCACGCAGCUACUUAUGAUGCAGGGAAGUCUCCAGGAGCAGGCUCAGGGGGCCCUGCAGCAGCAGGCAAACCAGCCUGGGAUGGCGGAGAAUGGGUUGGUACAGCGGGACAAAGUGCUGACGCUUGAGUCCAUGAACCCCUGGAUCAAGAAAGUGGAGUAUGCAGUGCGGGGGCCCAUUGUCAAGCGAGCCGUCGAACUGGAGAAGGAGCUUCAGAAGGGGGUGAAGAAACCUUUCACAGAGGUGAUUAGAGCCAAUAUUGGCGAUGCCCACGCCAUGGGGCAGAAGCCCAUCACUUUUCUGCGCCAGGUCUCUGCCCUCUGUAUGUACCCGGAGCUGUUGGACGACCCUAACUUUCCAGAGGAUGCUAAGCAGAAGGCCCGGAGGCUGUUGGAUGCGUGUGGGGGGCACAGCGUUGGUGCCUACAGUGCCAGCCCUGGAAUCGAACUCAUCCGCCAAGACGUGGCCAGCUUCAUCGAGCAUCGAGAUGGGGGCAUUCCAUCCAACCCAGACAACAUCUUCCUUUCCACAGGCGCCAGCGAUGCUAUUGUGACCAUCCUGAAGCUGCUGGUGUCAGGGGAGGGGCGCUCCCGCACUGGGGUGCUCAUCCCAAUCCCCCAGUACCCCCUGUACUCGGCAGCGCUGGCAGAACUGAAUGCUGUGCAGAUCAACUACUACCUGGACGAGGAGAAUUGCUGGGCCCUGAACGUGGGGGAGCUGCGGAGAGCGCUGCACGAAGCCCGGAAGCGCUGCCACCCGCGUGCCCUUUGCAUCAUCAACCCGGGAAACCCAACGGGGCAGGUCCAGAGCCGCAAAUGCAUCGAAGACGUCAUCCACUUUGCUUGGGAGGAGCAGCUCUUCCUCCUGGCUGACGAGGUUUAUCAAGACAACAUUUAUGCAGAAGGGUCCCAGUUCCACUCCUUCAAGAAAGUCCUCUUUGAGAUGGGACCCAAGUACUCGGGGGCGGUGGAGCUGGCCUCUUUCCACUCCAUCUCCAAGUGCUUCAUGGGCGAGUGUGGUUUUCGUGGCGGUUACAUGGAGGUGAUCAACAUGGACCCGGCCGUCCAGGAGCAGCUGACGAAGCUGGUCUCUGUGCGCUUGUGCCCGCCAGUGACCGGGCAGAUCCUCCUUGAUGCGGUGGUGAACCGGCCCCAGCCUGGAGACCCUUCCUACGAACGUUUCAACCAGGAAAAGCAGGCAGUGCUGAGCGCCCUAGCCGAGAAGGCCCGGCUCACAGAAGAGACCUUCCGCCAAGCCCCCGGGUUCCACUGCAAUCCAGUGCAGGGAGCCAUGUACGCCUUCCCCCGUAUCCAUCUACCUCCUCGGGCCGUGAAAGCUGCACAGGCACAAGGCCAGGCCCCAGACAUGUUUUUCUGCCGCCAGCUGCUAGAGGAGACGGGCAUCUGCAUUGUGCCGGGGAGCGGCUUUGGGCAAAAGGAGGGCACCUAUCACUUCAGAAUGACCAUUUUGCCACCCUUGGAGAAACUCCAGAUUCUGCUGCAGAAGAUGUGCCAGUUCCAUGUCAAGUUCAUCCAGGAGUAUUCCUAACCUGCAGACCUCCAGCACUGGGUGGUGGGAAAGGCGGUGGGUGCAGGGGAGAAGACGGGGUGGAGGGGAGACGGCCCCCUCUCCACAGUCCCCUUCCAGCGGCCCUCUCAUCCUGCCAUUGUCACACUCACCAAGGCCGAGCAAUAAAAGACGGUGGCAAGCAGA